Esox lucius (northern pike) is the source of this 3650-nucleotide messenger RNA. Its product is annotated as zinc finger protein 180. The coding region runs from base 88 to 1977 and encodes 629 amino acids. Gene Ontology annotation, biological process: regulation of DNA-templated transcription. Gene Ontology annotation, molecular function: RNA polymerase II cis-regulatory region sequence-specific DNA binding; DNA-binding transcription factor activity, RNA polymerase II-specific. NCBI's taxonomy places the organism in Eukaryota, Metazoa, Chordata, Actinopteri, Esociformes, Esocidae. The record is from RefSeq and is a predicted model, not a curated record. The transcript has 3 exons.
UAGAAGACGCUGAUUGAUAAUCGUAGGUCCAUGGUUUUCGUGCGAGUGAAGACAUUUUAGCUUAAUACUGAACUAAAUGACCGGAACAUGUCUAUACUACAUUCGUUUCGCGUGUUUUCAGACAAGUGCUUAUCCUCGACUGCCCUGGAGAUUGUCGGUGCGUUCCAGAAAUUUUUUGUAGAGUAUCAGGAAGACAAUGAUCGGCUAAGAAAAUUGCUUGGAAUCCCAAGGGAAAUAAAAUAUCGUCGAAUCGAGUCCUUGCAGUUGUCUCUGGCAGUCUCUGAAGAGGAGGUUCCCCCUGCACUGCAGCGCCUUGAUCAGGAGUGGAGCGGGUGUCUGGGACAGAAGGACCCAGAGCCCAUACAGAUUAAAGAGGAACAGUAUGAACUCCGAACUAGUCAGGAGGAAGAGCAGUUUCAGGGGCUUGUUAAUACAGAAGACUCCUUAUCCACUCCUUUCCAUGUAAAAAUGGAAUGUGGUCAGGAGGACCCACUUCGUAAUGCCAUACUAGAGGAAUACCCCACUUUCGGUCAACUGGAAAUGUCUAAACUAGAGUCAUUUAGUUUGUUUUUAAAUGAGUUCUUAGCGGCAUCUGCUGUUAAGAUUUUGAAGGCAGUAAAGAAAACUGUUGCGGAGUACCGAGAAGAGAAUGAUCACCUACGGAGAAUGCUUCAGUUAACUCCAGAGGUAAAAUUAUAUCAAACAGAUUCCCUAAAGUUCUCUCUUGCAGUCUCUGAGGCCGAGUUCCCCCCUGAACAACAGCACCAUGAGCCGGAGUGGAGGCUAAGUCUGGGACAGAAGGACCCAGAAUCAAUACAGAUUAAAGAAGAACAGGAGGAACUCAGGACCAGUCAGGAGGAAGAGCAGUUUCAAGGGCUCCUGGAUACAAAAGACUGUAUACUCACUCCUUGUAUGAAAAGUGAAUAUGAUCAGGAGGUCCAACAUUGGUCUUUGACUCUUCCCCAAACCCAGACUGUAAAGAGAAGAGAGUGUUAUUCUAAAACAAUUGCUAUCAAACCCUUUGGCCUUGUGACCCAUCCAACGUCUCUUGACCCUCCAGAUAAUCAACACAACUCAUCCAGCCACAGCUCAGCCAUAAAUGGCGACCAAGUCAGACUGGACAGUAGACCACCAUUGGAUCCCAGCCCUCCAUCGGAUCCCAGUCCAUCAUCGGAUCCCGGCCCACCAAUUGAGAAACACUGUUCAAAUCCCAGCACAAGAAAAGCCCACAGUUGCUCUGACUGUGGUGAAAUGUUUGCUUUGAAAAGUGACUUAGAGAUGCAUGUGAUUCUUGCCAUGAAGAGACCCAGUUCAUGCUGUUUCUGCAAAAAACUCUAUACCUCCACCUGUAAACUAAAGGCCCACAUCCAACUCUGUCACAGUGGGAAACCCAACACCUGCCUGAUUUGUGGCAAGGUCUUCAAACUAAAGCAAUAUCAGUCUAGGCACAUGAGAAUUCAUGCAGAAGAGAAACCAUUUGGCUGUGGGGACUGUGGGAAAAGCUUCCAUAGUAAAGGGGCCUUAACAGAACAUGCGCGUAUUCACACAGGAGAGAAACCAUUUAGCUGUGGGGACUGUGGGAAAUGCUUCAAUCAUAAGGGCGUCCUAACAUAUCAUAAACGUAUUCACACAGGUGAGAAACCAUUUCACUGUGGGGACUGUGGGAAAAGCUUCCAUCAAAAUGGGGACCUUACAAAGCAUAAACGUAUUCACACAGGAGAGAAACCAUUUAGCUGUGGGGACUGUGGGAAAAGCUUCAGACAAAAGGGGGCCCUAACAUAUCAUAAACGUAUUCACACAGGAGAGAAAUCAUUUAGCUGUGGUGACUGUGGAAAAAGCUUCCUUCAAAAUGGGGACCUAACAAAGCAUAAACGUAUUCAUACAGGAGAGAAGCCAUUUAGUUGUGGUUACUGCGGGAAAAGCUUUUGUUGGAAGAAGCAACUAAACUUGCACGUCCUGACUCACACAAGAAAUUGAUCUUAUCAUUGGGAAAAUUCUGAAUAAGAAGAGAUCAUUGAACCUGCAAAUGUCUUACACAGGAAAGGAACAAUUUAGGACUUUUGGAAACGAUUCAGUCUCAAAAGGAACCUAAUCUAUUAUUUACAGACUCAAUCAGGGAAGACAACAUUGCUGCUCAGUCUGUGGUAGAAUAUUUACUAAGAAUACUCUGCUAAAGCAUGUUUACAAAAAGAUGAAGAUAGGAUGUUCCACGGAUGAAGAUAGGACAAGGAUGCAGAGGGUGGUCUAAGCUAGUCUAAUGAGGUUUACCAAUUUAACCUGUGGAUCAAUUUUAACUGGUUCAACUUAACUUGCUUAGUUCGAUAAUGUACCUAAUGGUACUGUGCUAAAGUUUUCCAACAGCAGUUUAAUGUUGAAAGGGGCUCUGUGUAGACUCCUGCCCCUUGUCUUCUCCUCGUCUUCCCUCACCAAAUGAGACUGGAAUAGUAUUUGCCAUUGCAGGGUGGUUUAGGUUGGGAGGAAAGUGAGUAUGAGGAGAUUACAUGUCAAUGCAAACUGUAAGAUGGACCAGUGAGAAAGUUUAAAAUGGAAAUAUCUCAGGCACUGAACAAUUUUUAAAAAAUUAUAUUUUUAAAUAUUAACUUAAUAUAUUAACUGCAGACAUCUACUGUUGAUUUUUUUUGUGUUUAUGCUAGUUGUACAUAAUGGCCCAUCUAAGAAACAACUGCAGUCCCAUCUAAGAAUCAACAACCACAGUCCAAAAUUAUCAAGUUAGCCAGUUGCCACAAUAUUGUGAAAUAAUUUGUUCAAGUGCAAGCACCUUAUGACUGACCACCAGGGGAGUAGCACAAAAUUCUGGGCCCUGUAGAUAGGCGAUCUCUGAGGGCCCAUCCCCUCUUUAUUCAAUAUUACAUGUUAGGGCCCUAUAUACUUAUUACCCCUUUUCCUCUGGUCCGAUGCCACAGCUGACCACCAGGGCUUACAUUUCACGGCGAGUGGCUGUAAUGCCCCCUACCGUUGUUAAAAUGUUUUUCAUCCCUGGACUUAUUUUUAAGGUAGCUAGUGUGUCUGUGUCUUUCUGUGCAGCUGGCUAGCAUGCUAGCUAACAUGAAUCAUUCUCUCUCUCCGGAAGCUGAACCUAGAUCUAGCUACACAAAAUAUAAUAUGGCCACCCUAUCUUAAUUUGUAGUAAGUUGCUUAUCUUAAAUGACUUUAGUAGUAGCCUCAUUAGCAAUGUUUAAAACAGACAUCCUCCAUCAACUGUGUCAUUCUCUGGCCAGUCACCAAAUUACAUCACGCCACAGAAAACUGAAUGAAUAAUAUGUGAUGCCGUAGACAUCUGUCUCUCCCCCUUGCAAAAUAAUCAACAUUUUAAUCAACCACACAGAAAUGAUGUCUCUGCUUAAGAAUAUUUAAAGUUUGUUUUAAUUUUUUAAUUGGAAGCAUUCAAAAUGUAAAAUGAUAGAAAAAAAGACCUACCCUUUAAAUUAUCCACAUUCAUCUUGACCAUAUUGUGAUGGUGUGAUAAAGGAGGGGGAGUGACAUGUUGAUGCCCUCUGUGACAUCAUGGGCAUUGUGUAAGCCAACAUUCCAAUCAAACAUUUUGAACACCAUAACUCACCUAUCAAUGUAUCAAGCAGUUGCUUUUUCAGUUGUUUCAGCUAAUGUUUCUAAAGAGAAAUGUAUCUGUA